AUGAUUCGAAAGCCACAUGUAACUCAAAAAGGAGUUGUUCUUCGUGAAAUUCUUGUACCAGUUUCUACAUCCUCAAAGAAGCGAAGGGUUGAGGAUGUUGCAAAUCAUAUUUCAAAGAAGACGAAGAAGAGAAAAUCGAUCCUUCAGGAAGACGAAGAAGACAAAGUAGUUCUUGAUUCACCAAUUGGUAAUGUUUCAAGUAGCUCUGUGAAAACUUCAACGGUGAACACAUCUACUCUUCAUGUCAACUCCACAAAAAUAUUGACUCCUACGCAGACUUCGGUCAUACCACCCGAGGUUUCGUUAACCAAGCCAUUUACUGGGGAGUUUCGAACCUCAGACAUUCUUACACAUGUAUCUAAUACAGAUGUAAAUGUCAACAUAUGUGAAGGAUUCUCAAACAAAGAAAAUCCAGUGUCUACUCAAGGGGCUAUGAAGAAAGUGGUAGAAUGGUAUCAAUCUCUUCUUCCCAAGUUUGAUGAAAAGGCAGCUAAUGAUAUUGGUAGUUUUGGAAAACCUGAUACCAUGCUGAGUGAACACAAAGAGCGAGUUUUGAAAUCUGGCUAA
Molecule: messenger RNA, 567 nt
Organism: Lactuca saligna
Lineage: Eukaryota; Viridiplantae; Streptophyta; Magnoliopsida; Asterales; Asteraceae
Source: the annotation of a GenBank genome assembly